AUGACCAGCACGGCGGAGCUGGGCUCUAGGAAACACCCAGAUCGAGUUAAACUGGAGCAGGAAGUGCGCCUCCACAAUCAACUCCAGCCGUUGACCGCGGUACAGAAGGUACCGCGUCCUAAAGACCGCAACCGCGGCCGCCUCCAGCCUCUCACGACUCGCAAACAGGUCACGAAUCCCGCCCCACAAAUCAGAACUGCCCGCCCGCCUUCGCCGCCGCGGGAGCAGCCCCCUGGGCGCGCGCGGCGCUGCCCCCGCAUCCCUGGCGACUCCUCGGGGAAGCCCGCCUGCGCUCCGGGGCCCGGGCGCCCCCGGCAGAGGUCCGACCUGGGCCCCCCGGGCGCCCUCUCCGAGGGGACUGCGCCCCCGCCCCAGCCACCCGGGCACACAGGGCCGCGCCAGCGCUGGCGUCACAACCUCCCGCCCGCAUCGCGCUUCCACUCGACCCGGCGGCGCAGAGGGGACGCGGCCCCGGCCCCCGCGGGGACGACGGGGAGCCGCGCGCACCGUCUGCUGCCUCCAUCAGGCGGAAGCGCAGUGAGACCGGCCGCCCGGCCCCUCCACGCGCAAUCACACACACACACACACGCACACACACUCGCACCGCGCACGCCAGGGGCCUGGGACCCUGUAUUCCACUUCUUGGCUUCUACAGGCGGGACUUGGGACCCCCAGGACACAAGAGGCGCUGUGCUCCCUGCGGCGGCCCCUCCAGGGCGCCCAGGACUUCGCGCCCCGAGCCGGGCGGACCAGGAUCCGCCGGAGCAGCCCCGGCCCCCGCCCGCGCCCAGCAGCUCGGCCCACCCGCGCGGGGGCGGCAUCCGCCCGGCGCACACGUGUGCGGAUUAUUAA
Messenger RNA from Dama dama (fallow deer), 852 nucleotides. Its product is annotated as basic proline-rich protein-like. The transcript has 2 exons. Bases 1 to 852 code for a protein of 283 amino acids. NCBI's taxonomy places the organism in Eukaryota, Metazoa, Chordata, Mammalia, Artiodactyla, Cervidae. The record is from RefSeq and is a predicted model, not a curated record.